Molecule: messenger RNA, 2697 nt
Organism: Trypanosoma brucei brucei TREU927
Lineage: Eukaryota; Euglenozoa; Kinetoplastea; Trypanosomatida; Trypanosomatidae
Exons: 1
Coding region: 1-2697 (898 amino acids)
Biological process (GO): protein dephosphorylation
Cellular component (GO): protein phosphatase type 2A complex; cytoplasm
Molecular function (GO): protein phosphatase regulator activity
Source: RefSeq, a predicted model, not a curated record
AUGAAAGUUAUUACACAUGAGCAAGUAGCGAUGUGGCUACGUGACCAUCAAUGCCCCAUGACUUCGUUGGAACUUUACUACGAAUGGCAAGACGUGCAUCAUGAAUUAUUUCCUGCACCUCUGGUGUUUGCAGACAUGGAUGGAUGUGCCGCUGCGCUAACCAUAAGCGCUGGUACUGUCAAUAUUGGCAUGAUGAACACACUUGUGGAGCAAAGCGUAGUGAAUAUGCUGCUGCUCUAUAAGAGGCGGUGCGGAGCCGCUGCCGUCGCAGAGGCUGUCAAAAAAGUGAUGCUGCAGUCGGAAGUGCCUGACGUCUCCGCUGAGUCGAACGUUACAAGUGGGGGUGGAUCCGCAACUUCGAAUACACGAGUGGUGGAGGUUGAAGAUCAUGGGGAAGCGCAAUUGAGCCGCGUGGCGAAAGCUGAGGAAGAACUUUCAACGGUAACCUCGGUUCUUUCUGAACAACUGCCAACGCUUGUUCAUGCGGUAGAUCCUCUACAGAAAGAUUGUCUCAUUCCACUAAUCAGCCUUUCUGCUACAAUUAGCAGCAAGAAGAAUGAUCGAGUGGCGGCGCGUCUUCUUCUUCUUUCGUUGUACCUUCGCCCCAACGCCGAACACCGAUCAGUAGUGGCAGGGGCUUGGGUCAGAACGCUUCAACAUACACCGCGUACAGUUAUGCGCCACGAAGUAAUACCUGAACUCUACAAUUUGGCAAACGCAAGGGCCGCAGAGCGAAGGAUUUUGGCGCUAACGUGUCUCGAGUCUUUAGUCCAACUCAUGGGGGAGCAAGAGGAAGAUAUAGUUUUUCGGCAGGCAAUCUGUGAGGGCUUACUACUACCUCUUAGUGAAGACGAGUCAAAAACUGUGCGUUACCACGUAGUGCGGUGCCUGACAGCGCUUUGGCCAACGUGCCCAAGCAUAGACUUGGUUGGUGGUGUACAGUGCAAUGAUGAAGUGACAGAAUGUCACUCCAGGUUUCUGGAGCUUCACGCGCGUUUGAUGCUACACGACACCAGCGCUACCGUCAGGCGUCGAGCACUCAGAAGUAUGCGUGAAAGCAUCAUUCCUAACCUUAAGCCACGUGUUAUGUUACUCACGCAUUUUAUUCCGUUAUUUCUGUCCCUUGUCAACAGGGAGGUGCUUGCUAGGACAAACCACGGGAAGCCCAUGCCCUCCGGCUCUCACGCUACGGAUAUUGUAACCUCACAUACCACCGCGAAUGUGCUCGAUGCUACGGACGAAAGUGCUGACCGAACCAUCACAUUACUUGCAACUCUCAUUGGUGAUGCGCUCACCCAUUCACGAGAAGACGUUGAGGAAAGGGAUGUACCGUGCGCGCGGAGUGCUUUUGCUGAAAGAAGUGGGGGUGUCCCCGGAAAGCCGGUUGUUUCCGCCGCGGUGAUCAAUGCUUAUUUGGAUGUGGUACUACCCACAACGCGUUCGCUUCUUUUAGACCUCCACGAACACGAGACGUUGUAUUCAUGUGCCUGUGCCUUGGCUUCGUCGCUUGCCAGGAUGGUUUCCUCUUUUAGUACAACCGAUUGGAAACGUGCGCGUGAGAUGCUUCUGCUCAUCAUAGCGGGACGGGACGGCAGUGAUGCUACCGGAUGGGAGGAUGCCGCCGGUGCAGGGGCAGGCAACUCAACAGUAAGCAGAGAGACCCAUAAGCGAUGCCUGUGUUUUUUUAUAACGUUUUUAACUUGUGUGGCGGGUUUGCAAGACAAGGAUGCAGGUGCUAACUCCGCUGAUGUGCGAGACAUCGUGAACGACGCUACCGCGCUGAUGCGCGAUACCAUAGUUACAGGGAAAACGGAGGAGGAAGAAGAGAGGAAAAGAGUGGUGUUUCAUGCUGAUGCCAGGAACCGACAUGAUGUGUGUGGCUUUGCCUUCACAUACCUCAUGGCGUGCACAGAUGAACCGGGUAAAACAACUGGGGCUUCGGCUGUUCUCUCCGCGUUAAACUCCCUCGCACAAUCACCCGAUGUUCCGGAACGCGUACUUGCACUUGCGUUGGUGGAACGUGUCAGCGCCUUAAUGGAAGACGACGGGGCACAAAUGAAAUACUUGUGGCCAGCGGUGCAUCCCCUGAUGUACGACAAGGUAUUUGAAGUGACUGAGGCGGCAGUAAAGACAGCCGUCUCGAUGGUGGCAUUCAUAACCAAACCAGAAGAUCAGGAGGAGGUGCUUCAGAAGGUGUUGGACACCGUGAAAGCCGAAGGAUACCUCUCGCGUCUCAGCGUUGUGUUUCUACUACACUGGUGCUCGCUCAUGCGAAUAAUAGCUGCCGAACCGCGUGAGCAAAUUCUGUACAAUUACUUGGCAACGGUAGCUCAACAGUUGGCCAAAACACUGAGCCCUACUGCUGUCGUGCCCGCGGAACGAUCGGGCGUGACGGGUCGAUGUACAGUGGUUAGCGUCGCGGGAUCUAUGGAGAUACAAGAGGUUUUGCAAGCUGUGCUCACUGUCCUUGCUGCGAUCCCCCAUUGUGCUGUAGUAACACCCCAAUUGGUAAGGUCAUAUCUUAUUCCGAGUAUCAGACUUUUGUUGGCGGUACCGUCACUUUCAGAAUCUUGUCGAGUCCAGUUGAACAACAUCACAAAAGAGUACGAGGCAUUGCUCUUGUCAAGUGGAAAGAAGCUUCACAGUGAAGGAGGAUUCUUUGAACGAAUACGCAACGAAAUAAAGAGGCGCUUUUAG